UUGCACGGCUUCUGACAGCGCUCUUGGCGCCAUGUUGCUUCUGGGCGGAAGUAGCCCAUCUAAGGCUCGGCCCCUUUAAAGGAACAGAGGCGUGUACAACCUUGGGACUAGAACUGGGGUCGCCGGCUCUUUGCGGAAGCAGCGCAAUCGUUCCCUGAAGCAGUCCCUGGCUUGGAGCCCUUUUCUGGCCUAGGCUGUCUGCCCUUCUCUACCCCUGGAGGGGAAGUCUCCAGUGCCUGUGGACCUGGGAGACAUGUUCAGGAGUUCAGCAUCCAUCUCAGUGCACCUGGUGUGGCCACUCUGGGGAAGGAAGGCUGGAGCCUCACUCACCCGGUGUUUGCACCAGUCUCUCACCAUGGCCAAACAGCUGCCGGCUCGAAGGCUGGAUGGGAUCGAUCACAACCCCUGGGUGGAGAUUACCAGACUGGCCAAAGAGCAUGACGUUGUGAACUUGGGCCAGGGCUUCCCCGACUUCUCCCCUCCAGACUUCGCUGUGCAAGCUUUUCAGCAGGCCACCAGCGGGGACUUCAUGCUUAACCAGUACACCAUGGCAUUUGGUCACCCACCACUGUCAAAGAUCCUGGCAAGUUUCUUUGGCAAGCUGCUGGGGCAGGAGUUGGACCCACUCAAGAAUGUGCUGGUGACAGUGGGUGCCUAUGGGGCCUUGUUCACAGCCUUUCAGGCCCUGGUGGAUGAAGGAGAUGAGGUCAUCAUCAUAGAGCCUGCUUUUGAUUGUUAUGAACCCAUGACUCUGAUGGCUGGAGGUCGCCCUGUGUCUGUGUCCCUGCGACAGAAACCUGGUCCAAAGGGGCAGCUGGAAUCCAGCAGUGACUGGCAACUGGACCCCACAGAACUGGCCAGCAAGUUCACGCCUCGCACCAAGGCCCUGGUCCUCAACACACCCAACAACCCCUUGGGAAAGGUGUUCUCCAGGCAGGAGCUGGAGCUGGUGGCUGAGCUGUGCCGGCAGCACGAUGUCCUGUGCAUCUCUGAUGAGGUCUAUCAGUGGCUGGUCUACGAUGGGCACCAGCACGUCAGCAUCGCCUGCCUCCCCGGCAUGUGGGAACGGACCCUGACCAUCGGCAGCGCAGGCAAAAGCUUCAGUGCUACGGGCUGGAAGGUGGGCUGGGUCGUGGGCCCAGAUAGCAUCAUGAAGCACCUGCGGACUGUGCACCAGAACUCUAUCUUCCACUGUCCCACCCAGGCCCAGGCCGCAGUGGCCCAGUGCUUUGAGCGGGAGCAGCAACACUUUGGACAACCCAGCAGCUACUUUUUGCAGUUUCCCCGGGCAAUGCAGUUAAACCGAGACCACAUGAUCCGCAGCCUACAGUCAGUGGGCCUCAAGCCUUUAAUCCCCCAGGGCAGCUACUUCCUGGUUGCAGACAUCUCAGACUUCAAGAGCAAGAUGCCAGAUCUUCCUGGAGCUGUGGGGGAGCCCUAUGACAGUCGCUUUGUCAAGUGGAUGAUUAAAAACAAGGGCCUGGCGGCCGUCCCUGUCUCCAUAUUCCUCAGUCAACCCCAUAAGAAGGACUUUGAUCACUACGUCCGAUUCUGUUUUGUGAAGGAUGAGGCCACACUCCAGGCCAUGGAUGGGAGGCUGCAGAAGUGGAAAGGAGAGGCCCAGCCGUGA
Messenger RNA from Acomys russatus (golden spiny mouse), 1630 nucleotides. RefSeq names its product kynurenine aminotransferase 1 (gene Kyat1). The coding region runs from base 254 to 1630 and encodes 458 amino acids. Lineage: Eukaryota; Metazoa; Chordata; Mammalia; Rodentia; Muridae. Gene Ontology annotation, molecular function: L-kynurenine:2-oxoglutarate transaminase activity; pyridoxal phosphate binding. The transcript is spliced from 14 exons. The record is from RefSeq and is a predicted model, not a curated record. Gene Ontology annotation, biological process: biosynthetic process. Gene Ontology annotation, cellular component: cytoplasm; mitochondrion.